CGUCGGCUCGCCGUCUUCGGAGCCAAGAACGAUGAAAUCGGACAGAUGGCUUGCUGGAUCUGCCCGGCUCGUUUUGUUGGCAUUAGGUUUUUAUGUUUAGUUAAGAUUACGCACCGGACUUUGCCACUCUAAGUAGGCACCUAACAUACAUGGCGCAUGGGCCCAUCCAUUGGUUAGGUACUAGCACGAGUAGCACCGAGGCUUGGAACUAAUGCGUCCGCUUUCGGCACGGUUCCGCCAAGCUCUCACCACCAGCUUCCAAGUUGGCCCCACAUGUGAACGGCCACGAGUGGUAGCAUUGGUUGUUAGACCGCGCAUAGGAGCCUUCCUGUCAGCCUAUUGUGGUCGUGCUCGCGGCGAACGAGCUACAAAUAUACUCACGUCAAACAAUGAAAGGUCGGCCGCAGCAAUCAACGCCAACACCUACCCUGUCAGCAUUGGCAUGGGCGGAGGACCUGGCGACGGGGCAGGCGACGGGGCAGGAGGUCGCGGCGGUGAUGGUGCUGGCGGCCGCGGUAGCGGCGACGGCGAGGGCGGCAACGGCAAACAACCCCUGCCAACCCCGCUAGCGUGGAUCCCGGGUAUCGCUGUUCUGUCGUACAUUGGCCUGCUAGUCGCCGCAGCGAACGCAUGGGACGCGCUGCUCGAUGCAUCCAUACCCCGACAAGACAUGCGCAACGCCACGGUCAGCGUCAUCAUCCCGGUCCUGAAUGAAGAGCGCAUCAUCGCGGAAACUGUACGACAUGUACUGCAAGACCUUCAACCGCCGCCGUACGAGGUAAUCGUCGUGGACGGCGGCAGUACAGACGGCACUGCGGCGGCGGCGGUCAAGGUGGGGGCCCGGCUGGUCCGCAGCGGGGGCCGGGGUCGGGGGUUGCAAAUGAACGCGGGUGCGGCGGCGGCCCGCGGCGCGGUGCUGCUGUUCUUGCAUGCGGACACGCGGCUGCCCGGCGAUGCGGUAGCGGAGGUGCGCAGCGCGUUGUCUGCUCCUCGCACCGUGCUGGUGGGCUUUCGACCGCUGAUUGAGGACGGCGGACGCCCCAUGUGGGCCAGCAGCCUCAACAACCUGGCCAAGACGUGGUACGGCCCGCUGCUGCUGCGGCCUGCCAGCUUCGUGAGGGGGCUGCGGGUGGUGUUUGGCGACCAGGCGCUCAGCUGCCGGGCUGCCGACCUGCGCCACGCGGGCGGCUACCGGCCCGACAUCCCCUUCAUGGAGGAUGCGGAGCUGUGCCUCCACAUGCACAUGGCGGGGCCGGCGCGGAGGGACCUGCAUGCGGGUCGUGGCCGGGUGCGUAUGCUAAUGCAUCGGGCAGCCACCACCAGCGGCAGACGCAUCGCCGCCUGGGGUGAGCUGCGAGCUAACUGGGUGUUUGCGCGCGUGGCGCUGAUGUGGCUGGCGGGCGCGACACCCGCGCAGCUGCACAGCUGCUACCGGGAGUUGUACCCGGAUGUACGAUAGUGGGUCGGAUGUACGAUAGUGGGUCGGAUGUACGGUAAUGCAUGGAAAUGGAUCAUGGUAAUGUGUACGGUAAUGGGUCAUGGUAAUGGGUCAUGGUAAUGGGUUAUGGUAAUGGAUCAUGGUAAUGUGUACGGUAAUGGGUCAUGGUAAUGGGUCAUGGUAAUGGGUCACGUUGAGUGGUGAUGGUGAUGGUGGUGAUGAUGUUGGCAGUGGUGGGUUACAGGAAUUAAUACUUGCAGCCAUGUGCUGCGCGGGUGGUUGCGUGCAAGUGCUGAGCAUCGGCGACUGAGGCAUUGACUGCUGUGCUUGUUUGAAAAGGUGUGGGGGAAAGCGUAGGGUGGGUGAGCUUGGUUUGCUCUUCGAGCGGAAUACGGAUGUUAGCCUAUGCAGCUGGUGUGUUUUCAAUGAAAGGACUAUACUCGAAUCCCAGAAAGUAAGGACGUGUUGCAGACAUGUGUGCACGUGGUAUGCCUGUUCAAUUGGAUGAAACCGCGUGCUUUUAGCGACUACGCGGUGAUGGGGAGCCACUGCAAAGCUAAUGUGGUC
This is a messenger RNA of Astrephomene gubernaculifera, 2005 nucleotides long. The record is from the annotation of a GenBank genome assembly. NCBI's taxonomy places the organism in Eukaryota, Viridiplantae, Chlorophyta, Chlorophyceae, Chlamydomonadales, Astrephomenaceae.